Nannizzia gypsea CBS 118893 is the source of this 801-nucleotide messenger RNA. RefSeq lists its product as hypothetical. The record is from RefSeq and is a predicted model, not a curated record. Lineage: Eukaryota; Fungi; Ascomycota; Eurotiomycetes; Onygenales; Arthrodermataceae. The coding region runs from base 1 to 801 and encodes 266 amino acids. The transcript has a single exon.
AUGUUGAAAGACCACGACGAUUUUGAGUACAUUAUCCUCGACGGCCACCAACUCCGCGAGCAUCCAUGCCGUGAACCACUGUUGAAGUUGGUAAAUAAGGCAUUCUACGAAGGUGGCCAGGCAGUAUUCAGCGGCAAGCUGAGCCGCUUCGAGAGCCUGGAAGAGCUGCUCAAAUCAGUGGAUGAUUAUGCCAGAUGCUGCAUCCUCUUCCAAAAGACUCCAGGACAAACGACGAGCGACUGGACCGAUCCUGUCGCUACAGCAGUGCUGCGGCCGUAUAGGGAGGAAAUUGUCGGAUUGCCAGAUAUCAAACCCCAGCCGGUUGAUGCAUCUGGUAAUGUAUUGACGGACCGUAAAGACACUGAUGCCAAACCCGAAUACCGCGCACAGCCUGGUCCCUUCAACGGAAGCAAGGGAGACAAGAGAGACAUCCUGUCCAUCGCCGUGUGGGAACCGGUAUCUGUCGCCGUGAAGCGUGAUCCGAGUGUGCUCCGCAAGGGGCUGGCUACUCGCUGUCUCGCACUUUUAGAGGCGGAUCUCUGCUCCCGGGUCAAAGAAGCGAAGCUGAAUACACUCAGACAAGACGCCGAUGGAGCUGGUCAUGCACGAUGCGAAGGCGACCCCCUGACAAUCCGGCUACGGGCAACAUGGGAGAUCAACGGUGAAUACUGGAGCCGACGGGGCUUCACGCCGGUCGAGGUCCGCAGAGUCCCAGCGGGUGUAUGGGGCGCAAAAGUGCCUUUCCGCCUGAUGACUAUGACGAAGAGGGUAUCCUGUCCAUCUGAUACAGACGAUGCAUAG